UUUCUCUCUCUCUCUCUCUCUCUCUCUCUUCCUCGCUCCCUCUCUUUCUCUCCUCCCUCUGCCUUCCCCGUGCAUAAAGUCUCCGUCGCUCUUGGAACUUGUUGGCAAUGCCUAUUUUUCAGCUUUCCCCCGCGUUCUCUAAACUAACUAUUUAAAGGUCUGCGGUCGCAAAUGGUUUGACUAAACGUAGGAUGGGACUUAAGUUGAACGGCAGAUAUAUUUCACUGAUCCUCGCGGUGCAAAUAGCGUACCUGGUGCAGGCCGUGAGAGCAGCGGGCAAGUGCGAUGCGGUCUUUAAGGGCUUUUCGGACUGUUUGCUCAAGCUGGGCGACAGCAUGGCCAACUACCCGCAGGGCCUGGACGACAAGACGAACAUCAAGACCGUGUGCACAUACUGGGAGGAUUUCCACAGCUGCACGGUCACAGCCCUUACGGAUUGCCAGGAAGGGGCGAAAGAUAUGUGGGAUAAACUGAGAAAAGAAUCCAAAAACCUCAACAUCCAAGGCAGCUUAUUCGAACUCUGCGGCAGCGGCAACGGGGCGGCGGGGUCCCUGCUCCCGGCGCUCCCAGUGCUUCUGGUGUCUCUCUCGGCAGCUUUAGCGACUUGGCUUUCCUUCUGAGCGCGGGGCCGGCUCCCCCCCGCGCGCCCACCCACACUCACUCCAUGCUCCCGGAAAUCGAGAGGAAGAUCCAUUCGUUCUUUGGGGACGUUGUGAUUCUCUGUGAUGCUGAAAACACUCAUAUAGGAUUGUGGGAAAUUCCGAUUCUCCUUUUGAUUUCGUUCGAUUUCUUGUGUUUUAUUUGCCAAAUGUUACCGAUCAGUGAGCAAGCAAGCACAGCCAAAACCGGACCUCAGCUUUAGUCCGUCUUCACACAAAAAUAAGGAAAACGGCAAACCCACCCCAUUUCUUUUUUAAUUUUUAUUUUUUUGGCACAAGAAUCUCAGGAACGGCCCUGGGCCACCUACUAUAUUAAUCAUGUUAAUACAUGACAAAUGAUGGGCUCCUCCUAAUAGCAAAGAGAGGAGAGGAGAAGGCCAGGGGAAUGAAAUCAAGAGAGAUGUCCGCGAGGAAGGCAUAUGGUGAAUAACUCACGCUCACGUCUUUCUUCCACAGUAUCUUGUUUUGAUCAUUUCCACUGCACAUUUCUCCUCGAGGAAAGUGAAAGGACAGAUCGUUGACUUUGUGUUUUAAGGAUAGGAGGGAGAGAGGGAAAGGAUUGAGGAAAUCUCGGGGGUAUAGGGAAAGGCUGCCAGCAGAAUCGUUGCUAAAGUCACUGAGAGGUUAAGCUUUACCUGGUGUUGUUGAUGCAUCUUUCCAAGUCCACUGCCUUUAUUUUCCCUCUCGUUUUAGCUGUUACACAUACGGUAAUACCUGAAUAUCCAACGGUAUAGAUCACAGGGGGGGAUGUUAAAUGUUAAUCUAAAAUAUAGUUAAAAAAAGAUUUUGACAUAAAAGAGCCUUGAUUUUAAAAAAAAAGAGAGAGAUGUAAUUUAA
This is a messenger RNA of Lynx canadensis (Canada lynx), 1496 nucleotides long. RefSeq names its product neuritin 1 (gene NRN1). NCBI's taxonomy places the organism in Eukaryota, Metazoa, Chordata, Mammalia, Carnivora, Felidae. Gene Ontology annotation, cellular component: plasma membrane. The record is from RefSeq and is a predicted model, not a curated record. The transcript is spliced from 3 exons. The coding region runs from base 192 to 620 and encodes 142 amino acids. Gene Ontology annotation, biological process: neuron projection extension; nervous system development.